This is a messenger RNA of Lampris incognitus (smalleye Pacific opah), 2096 nucleotides long. RefSeq names its product alpha-2,8-sialyltransferase 8F-like. The coding region runs from base 519 to 1634 and encodes 371 amino acids. The record is from RefSeq and is a predicted model, not a curated record. NCBI's taxonomy places the organism in Eukaryota, Metazoa, Chordata, Actinopteri, Lampriformes, Lampridae. Gene Ontology annotation, biological process: N-glycan processing; oligosaccharide metabolic process. The transcript is spliced from 8 exons. Gene Ontology annotation, molecular function: alpha-N-acetylneuraminate alpha-2,8-sialyltransferase activity.
UAGCCUGUUGCUUAAGUCUGAAUGAACUAUAGAGAGAGGAGGACGGAGAGCGCAAAGAAGAUGGGAUGACAAAAGACAUAUCGUGUGCGUUAUCGAAGGUUGUCCAAAACAACAGAACUACUGGUUCUGAUUUGUACUGAGGUGGACGGACACGCGAGGAGAAAAAGGGUGGAAGACACGGCUGUUUCAAGAGUCAGAAACCUGAAGGGAUAACUGAUAAGUAAGGCGGUGUGUUCUAAUUCAACUGAGGGGAAGACAGAGAGGCAACGUGAGAGAGGACGAAGAGGAAGCCACCAGAAAGGAAUGGGUAAAAAGUAUACAGAGUGUGUGGGGGCAGGAGAUUAACACUCAGAGAGGUACAGCGAAGAAGAAAAAGGCAGAGGAGUGGAGGCAGAGGGGAAAUUGAAACAGAAUGUUCCAGAGGUGACUGGCAAAGAAGUGUUGAGGAGGGCAAACCACAAAAGAGUGUGUGAGUGGUUCCAGGGAUUAGAAACAGAGGACAUAGUAGGAGGGGCGGUAUGAGGGUACUGCUCAUGAAACUGCUGUCCUCCUUGAUGCUCAUCUUCCUCAUCUUGGGGACUGCCUUGAUCGCUCUCAUCUGGUACGUGCUCAGUGACAGCAGUGUUGGACCUCACCCUCCUUACCACCACGCCCAAAACAGCAUUCGUUCUGACUCCUCUGAACCAUGUAAAGACUGCAGGGACAAUAUCAUUGACGAGGUUGUGAAGCGCUACUCUCAUGGCUGGAAAAAGCAGGAGGAAAAUCCCAAAAGAUUCAGAUCUCUGCUGAGAAGCACAUGCAAUGGUCUCACCAAGUCCAUCGUCACACAGGCCAACACUCCAUUGGGGUCAAAGGUUGCGUAUGACGGGGAAAAAAGAAAACCCUUCGUGGUGACCCCAAAACUCUUCAGCACCUUUGCAAAGAGGCAUCCCUUUUUAAAUAAAACAUGGAACACUUGUGCUGUUGUUGGGAAUGGAGGUAUCUUGACCAACAGCAGCUGUGGAAAGAAAAUAGAUUCUGCGCAGUUUGUUAUCAGAUGCAACCUACCCCCUUUAGAAAAUGGCUAUGAGAGAGAGGUGGGCAACAAGACUGACCUGGUGACAGCAAACCCAAGCAUCCUCUUCGAGAAGUUUGGGGGUCUGCUGGAGCGCCGUCGUCCCUUUGUGGAGAAACUACGUAGCUAUGGGAAUUCCCUGAUGCUCCUGCCAGCCUUCUCCUAUGGCCUUAAUACUGCUGUAUCCCUCCGAGCUCUGUACACCAUCCAGGACUUUCAAAGCCCCACACAGCCUGUAUUCCUCAACCCAGAGUAUAUCCGGAGUCUGAACCGCUUUUGGCGCUCUCAGGGCCUUAGAACAGUUCGGCUUAGCACAGGCAUUAUCAUGGCCAGCCUGGCACUGGAGCUCUGCACCAGUGUAGACCUGUAUGGGUUCUGGCCCUUCAGCCAGCAUCCAUAUGGACACCAUCACCUUACCAACCAUUACUAUGAUGACAGGCAGAGUAAAAAGAAAGUCCACGCCAUGCCUGCUGAGUUUGAACAUUUGCUGAGGCUGCACAGCCAGGGUGUGCUCAGAAUACAUCUAGGGGAAUGCCUGACAACAACCAGGCCAGUGGGAAGUGCAACGACUGGUGGGUGAAUCAUCGUCCAUGUUGAAGAUGAAAGGUCAGCCUGCAGAAGACAGACCAAACUCUGCUCAGAAGUUCUGGAUUGCAGCAGCCUGGAGGGGUGUUUUUGCAUGCAUGCAUGUGUGCAUGUGUGCGUGUGUGUGUGUGUGUGUGUGUGUGUUUCUUUAUGGCUGCUACCCUACAGAUCACUAUGGAUAAAGGAACAAGGAGGAAGGAGGUCGUGAUGUGAAGUUAAUGCCAAGCAGGCUCCUUGGCAGUCAGGUUUUUUGCACUGAAUUCAAAAUGCAAAAAAAAAAAAAAGUGUUAAUAUUGUAUACUAGGGCUGGACCCGAAUAUCUGACUAUUUGGAUAUUCGUGCGUUGGGUAGGUAUUCGGUUUCAAUUUUGGGAUUCGGAUAUUUGGGGUUUUAUUUUUUAUUUUGCUAAAGCUAGGCCAUCAAUAAAGGCGAACUACAAAAUACAUUUGUCAGCCCA